UCUUAAAUCCGGGUGGCUUGCCGCACUGACCGACGUACUGGGCGACAAUUCCACGUCGACCGCUAUAUAUAGUCCACGAGAACAGCCUCUCGCCCUCACUUUUAAUUCCGUCUCAUUAUCAUCUCGUCUCGCCUUCUUGGCCAGCUAAGCUACUACUCCAAAACCUCGCCACGAAGCAAAAGUCGCCUUCCGCGACCGAUCCGAUGGAGUCCGACAAGCCGGCGUCGCUCCUGGGGACGCUCCGGACGGCGGUGAAGAAGGUGCGGUUCCUGCUCUCCUUCAGCGCCACGCGCUGGAUCAUCUCCUCCAUCGCCGGCCGCCGGACCGCGCCCAGCGCAACGGCGCCGCUCCGCCUCAGCUUCGGGUCCAGGCGGCCGGGCCUGCUCGACGCGGAGGACGACCGCUCCCCCGCGUCGUCGUCGACCUCCGGGCCGACGAGGACGGCGAGCCUCGGGUCGGGCGGCGUGUCGCGGACGAGCAGCGCGGUGGCCGCGUCGGACUACUCGAGGUCCGCGUCGUCGGGCGCCACGUCGUCGUCGUCGUCGAGCGGGGGGUCGUCGCCGGCGGGGGACGAGGACAUCGACCGGCGCGCGGAGCUCUUCAUCGCCAACUUCUACAAGCACAUCCAGAUGGAGCGGCAGGUGUCGCUGCAGCUGCGCUACUGCAGGGACGACAGCCUGCAGGAGAGGUCGCCUACCCGCAGGGUCACUUGACCGAUUCUACAUUAUGAUUCUUCUUGAUUUCGUGUGAGAACAAGUGCGUAUGUGUGUGUGUGUGGAUUUAGAUGGGUGUUUUUUCGUUCCAUCAAUUCUGCGCCUCUUCUAGGAUCAAUUUGUUUUGUAAGACCGAGAUUACAGAGUGCGAGUAGAAAUAAACAGAGUUCUUUGAGAA
Molecule: messenger RNA, 891 nt
Organism: Hordeum vulgare subsp. vulgare (domesticated barley)
Lineage: Eukaryota; Viridiplantae; Streptophyta; Magnoliopsida; Poales; Poaceae
Exons: 1
Coding region: 204-713 (169 amino acids)
Source: RefSeq, a predicted model, not a curated record